Molecule: messenger RNA, 438 nt
Organism: Oikopleura dioica
Lineage: Eukaryota; Metazoa; Chordata; Appendicularia; Copelata; Oikopleuridae
Source: the annotation of a GenBank genome assembly
AUGCGCUUGUUUAAUUCUUCAUUGAUUAUCGUCUGCAUUCCAUAUGCCGUCAAAGGCCCGCAAAUCCAGCAGUUCGCGAGUAACGAGGGCGGCAAGAGAUGCUGUCAUCGGGAUAAACAAACCGGAAAAACGACGAAAAAUAUCCUUAGAGGAACAGAUGCCGACGGAUUCAAACGGAUCGAUAUCGAAACUGCUAUCAGGAACAGCUUAUUGGAACAGAAUCCUCCUCAGCAGGAACCCCGUCCAAAUGGCCUAUCGAAGGCUCGCAAAUCCAGCUCCCGUCGUGUUACGAAGAUGGCAAGGAGAGCUGUUCUUAGUACGAGAAAGGAAGAGCAAGGAUGCAUGAAGACCGAUCCGAACCAGUUCGACGACGACGCAAUUGAAUGUGCCAUCAGAAUUUCCUUGAUGGAACAGAAGAAAGAAAAAGAAAAGAAGUAA